GGUAGUGGCAGUGGUGGUAGUAGUAGUAGUGGCGGCGGUGGCAGGCAGAGCGCGCGGGAGUCCCUGUCGGUGAUCGUGCCGCCUCAGGACGUGGACGUGGACUCGCGCGACGCCGACGACUCGGAGCUCCUCAGUCCGGGCAAGCUAACGCCUACGUCGGGGAUCAGCGUGUCGGUCGCGAGCAUGAUCGACGCGACGGACUUCAGGGCGAUGCAGCCGGAGCCGACGUAUCAGACACUGACCUCGGUGGCCGAGAGGAUGUCGCCGCCCGGUUUCAGUCCGGGCUCGUCGUACGCCACGCUGACGCCGCUGCAGCCGUUACCGCCAAUCUCUACUAUGAGCGACAAGUUCGUUUAUGGCGGUCACGCGGCCGGCGGCGUCACCGGUAGUUUCGCCGUAAUGCAGAACAACGGCCUGGGUAACAUCGGCCUCGGUAUGGGCGGUUCGCCGUACGCGUACGACAAGCUACCUACGAUGGGCAUGUCGCCGCCGCACAAUUACCCGUCGCCGGGCGCGGGAUUGCAACCGAGUCCGCUCUCACCUCAGAGCGCGUACAGCCAAAGCGGCCUCAACUCGCCGCACAAGUCGUCCGCGAGUCCGCAUUAUGAUCCGGCUUUUUUGCCGCGUUUACAACAAAGUCCGGCGGCACUUAGCCCGUCUUCGCCGCCGGCCGUCUCGGCCACAGCGAGUUUCGCGCCAUCGCAUCAUUCCCCGCCCGGCACGCAUUCGGUACCGAGCGCGGCAUCGCCGCCACCAACCAUGCAGACGCAGCUACAACAGCAGCAGCAGCAACAGCAGCAGCAACAACAGCAGCAGCAACAGCAGCAGCAACAGCAGCAGCAACAGCAGCAGCAGUCGAUGCCGCAGCAGCAGACGAUAUCGCACACGCAGCACGUGCAACACACAUCGGUGGUGAUGAAGACGGUGUCGGCGACGGGCAACGGCGGCGCCGGCGAGGUCGAGGAGAUCAACACGAAGGAACUCGCGCAGCGUAUCAGCGCCGAGCUCAAGAGGUACAGCAUACCGCAGGCGAUCUUCGCGCAGCGGGUGUUGUGUCGCAGCCAAGGUACCCUUAGCGAUCUGCUGCGCAACCCGAAACCCUGGUCCAAGCUCAAGAGCGGCCGUGAGACCUUCCGGCGGAUGUGGAAGUGGCUGCAGGAGCCCGAGUUUCAGAGAAUGUCGGCCUUACGGCUAGCAGGUUAGUCGUCCACGCGUC
Molecule: messenger RNA, 1216 nt
Organism: Pogonomyrmex barbatus (red harvester ant)
Lineage: Eukaryota; Metazoa; Arthropoda; Insecta; Hymenoptera; Formicidae
Biological process (GO): regulation of transcription by RNA polymerase II
Cellular component (GO): nucleus
Molecular function (GO): RNA polymerase II cis-regulatory region sequence-specific DNA binding; DNA-binding transcription factor activity, RNA polymerase II-specific
Source: RefSeq, a predicted model, not a curated record